Anoplophora glabripennis (Asian longhorned beetle) is the source of this 886-nucleotide messenger RNA. Its product is annotated as deoxyuridine 5'-triphosphate nucleotidohydrolase-like. The transcript is spliced from 3 exons. Gene Ontology annotation, biological process: dUTP catabolic process; dUMP biosynthetic process. Bases 1 to 489 code for a protein of 162 amino acids. The record is from RefSeq and is a predicted model, not a curated record. NCBI's taxonomy places the organism in Eukaryota, Metazoa, Arthropoda, Insecta, Coleoptera, Cerambycidae. Gene Ontology annotation, molecular function: dUTP diphosphatase activity; magnesium ion binding.
AUGAUAAAAGAGUUGUCACACCUCCAAAGUAUUUUAGAUCAAAUACCAUCGCAAUCAUUGCAAAAAACUACUUUGAAAUACAUAAGAACUGUUCCUGACGCAUGUGCUCCAUUAAAAGCAACAUCGAAAGCAGCUGGUUUUGAUUUAAGUAGUAUUUCAAGUUGUACAGUACCAGCAAGAGGUAAACUGUUAAUAGAUACAGGCCUUAAAAUUCAGUUACCAGACGGGUGUUAUGGAAGAAUAGCACCUAGAUCAGGAUUGGCAGUAAAAAAAUUUAUAGAUGUUGGAGCUGGAGUCAUCGAUCAAGAUUAUACCGGUGUGAUUAAAGUGGUUUUAUUUAAUCACUCUGAUGAGGAUUUUCUUGUGAAGAAGGGUGAUCGCAUAGCUCAACUUAUUUGUGAAAAAAUAUUUUACCCGGAAUUAGAAGAAGUAGAUGUGUUAGAAAAGAAAACAGAAAGAGGAGAUGGCGGAUUCGGAUCAACGGCCUAAAUUGUUGCAAGAAAAUAAAAUUAGUAGUACCACUGGUACAGAUCCGCCAGCUGUGAAUGGACCAAAUUUGUAUAAGUGUACUAGAUGCCCUAGACGUUUUCAAAGUUUCACACCAACAAAUUUAUGUAGAAAUUGUAUGACGCCAGAACAAUUACAGAGAUUUUAUAGACAACAAUUACAAGGAUUCAGAAGCGUAUAUCGAUAAAUUAUAUUUUUUAUAUAGAGACUAAUAGAAAUAAUAAUGUUUUUUUUUCUACCACUUCACUUAAUUCACCAUCAUCAUCAUCAUUACCUCCACCGCUACAAAAAAUUAAGGGGGGCACUAAUUACUGUGCAAUGUGUAAAAUUAUGUUUUGUUUUUGUACAGCAUCGGUCAACUUUCAUACACGAUUGUACA